Varroa destructor (honeybee mite) is the source of this 2333-nucleotide messenger RNA. RefSeq names its product suppressor of fused domain protein (gene Su(fu)). Gene Ontology annotation, molecular function: transcription factor binding. NCBI's taxonomy places the organism in Eukaryota, Metazoa, Arthropoda, Arachnida, Mesostigmata, Varroidae. The record is from RefSeq and is a predicted model, not a curated record. Gene Ontology annotation, cellular component: cytoplasm; nucleus.
CAUUUAUUGCUCGUCCUUGUAUGUCAUAUAAACCUUUUUGAAAAGGUUGUUUGGCAUUAUGGAGAAAACCUGACUAUCCUUUCCAACCCCACAAAUUGCAAUCUAACACCUGCGAUCAAAUCCAUACUGCGGGUAUCACAGGAUAUAUGCGAGCACAGUCAUCGAAUAGCAUCAAGUAACCUAAGUAAACACAUAUCUGCCCAGCGAUCUAACAAGACAUGCUUUCAGUUUCGAAUUAGAUGUUGCAGGCGAACGUCGACACAAUCUACGGAUAUUGAAUCGCACUCAGAAUGUUGUUAUUGUUUUUGUUGCCUUCUUGCAAGAAAGGGAGGAGGCUGGAAGCUCGAUUUUUUGAACCACUUGAAAAGUUUAAACGAUAGUCUAAGGGCCUAGUCGUCUUAUUUCACUGAAAGUAUAUGAUUCCUUUUCGUAGUGUCGGUGCGCGUGAACGAAAUUUCCAUUGUGUAACUGAAUGUUAUCAGCUGGUGCCAGUUUUUUGGGUAGGAGGCUACUGUUAAAGGAAGAACUUAACCACUUCGUCUCAGGUGUAAAGAUGGCCCAAAGUUCAGUCGGCGUUGGAAUAGGUUAUAUGCAUCCGCUGCCUGCUGUCCCUGCUGGGUUAAAUACUUUGUACCAAGCUUGCAGGGCACUUUACACAGAUCAACAAAACCCACUACAAGUAGUUGCCGUCCGAAAGUACUGGAUGGGCGGCCCUGAUCCAUUGGAUUAUAUUUCUAUGUACUCAAACGUGGGCGACCCCUCACAGGGUAUCCCUCCGCAUUGGCACUACGUAUCGUUCGGUUUGUCAGACCUUCACGGUGACGGUCGAGUCCAUGACUUCACUGGACCAGGCUCACCUUCGGGAUUUGGUUUCGAGCUAACAUUUCGUUUGCGUAAAGAAGAAGGAGAUACAGCUCCACCAACUUGGCCUGCGGCUGUAAUGCAAGGGCUCGCUAGAUACGUGAUUCAGUCAGAUAAUAUUCUUUGCAAUGGAGACCAUGUAUCAUGGCACUGUCCUCUCGACAAUUCCGAGUCUCGUAUUCAGCACAUGUUAAUGACCGUCGAUGCCCAGCUCGGUACAGUCGAGACCCCAUGUGGUUCGGUACAAUUCAUGCAGCUUGUAGGCGUAUGUCAAGAAGAGCUCAAGGCUGCACAGCACUGGAAUGGAAAGAGUUUUCUACAACUCAUGAAAGGAGUUCCUGGCCUAGGCGGCCCAUGGCUCGUUACCAAUAUGCGUCGUGGUGAAAGUGUGUUCGAGUUGGAAGUGGACGUCGAAGAGGCUGUACAGAUGGGUAUUUCUCAAGAAGGUUCAGAUCUUUCUGGAGUUGGCGCAAAAAUGUUCUGGUCCGAAGAGAUGUCAGGCCAAAUAGGACAUGUUUCGGAUUGCCCUGGCGUUACCGAAAGGAAUGCGGAUUGUGCUUCACCUGUAGGUGAGCGUGGGAUAGGUCGCGACGUAGCCAGUGGUGUUGGUGGUCUUCACAAAGAUCCCUGUGAGGAACAAUGUUUAGAGGAGGGAAUGCCACCCCCUAUAAGGAGACUGAAGGCGCUGCACUUACAUAUUAACCUCGAAGCCGGCCUUUUGUUACCGCUAAUGUUGAAGGGUCGACUCAAGCAUGGCAGGCACUUUACGUACAAGUCAGCGCACGACUCAAAUGCUCUCACGUUUGUCGUGCCAUCCGUGCAAGGGUCCUUUGUAACGGAAGAGGCCCCAUUUGGAGUCGAAGGUCAAUGGUGCCAAGCCUUAAUUCAGGAAGAUCUCCUUGAGGAUAUGAUUGAUGAUCUUGAUCACCUCACGAAAGAUGAUCCCGAAAUGUUGACGCUUCCGAAGACAUAUAACUUCCCGCAUCAUAACUUGUCCAUCACGUUACUGCCCGAGGACGACUACUAGAUAGUUUGUGACAGUCCAAAACAAUGACAGCACUUAGAGCAGCUUCCUUAUACAACACAUGUAUUUUAUGGUUAUUGAUCCUUAUACCUACUUGUGAAGCUAUUACCGUGUGCCUUCAAUUUUGUACUUCUGAAUCUAAGCAAUCGUAUUGUUGUAUCGAAUGUGAUCUUUAGACAACGCCGUAACUUUUGUCUGUACUGAAGCCCGUUUGGCUAUCGCUUACGUGUAAACAUGCAUAUACAAGUGUUGUUUACAUUAUAUUUAAUUCAUUAGCAUAACAUGCCAAUUGUGCACAAGCUUAAGGUCUCAAUAAACCUUCUUAUAUAAAAUUUACGUAUACCCUCUCCAAUCACAUGUUGUAAAACUCAUCGAUUUGACAAUGUUACCAGUCACUAUAAUCAUUUGUAUGUAUCAUCUAUAGCAUAAUAAACAUAAUACGUUUCGA